AUGGUCUCUUUGCACACAUUCAAUUUAUGGUCGAGAACUGCCGAAAAACUGUCCGCUGACCGCAUUUCUACAGGUUUUUCAGAGAUUAAAACUUUUGAAGAAAGUGAAAACGUUUCAGAAGUGAUUUUGGCGCAUGUUCCGUGUCAAGAAAAUGCCGAUUUUUGUCAGGGACUCAACGCCGAAGAUUUCCACACUGUCGUUUCGUACAGGUUUCGCAAAGCAAUAGGGAACGUUCUCUUUAGAGCGCAUUUUGCAGAAACGGUCAAAACAAUGGUAAAACGGAAAACCUCGGCGACGAAGAGUAUUAUGCGAGAUGGAUCGAGUUGUAAGUGAAAACUCGGCCACGGCCACGGUUUUGCGAGAGAGCAAUUUUCAGAGUUCUCGCGGGAAACAUUCAAAAAAUCGAUUCUGAAUCUCAAUUGGCGGAGCUGAAAAAAGGCGUUUUUAUGGGUAAAAAACGAAUGUCGGUGACGAUCGGAAUUUUCGGAUCCGAAGAAGACACCUCACUUCAACACUUGAGAAUCGCCUCGGAGAAAUUGGCCGGCAAAUAUUAUUUGGCCUAUUUCAUCAAUAAAAAGUUUGUUUGUGAUAAAAAUGAUUUUCAAAUGGCGAUUUUCAGUGCAAAACCAUCGGUGACCACUUAUCGAUCGGCGGAAAAACAGAAGCGAACUGAUUAUUCGGGGAAAUUCGAUCCGGCCACACUUAUGGAGUUUCUGACCAAAUCCUCUCUACCAUCUAUUGUAAGAAAAUUCUAGAAAAGUCAAAAGCAGGGUAGCUUAUCGAACUCGAUUGCAAUCUAAUUAGAAGAGUUUGCAAUCUAAGAAGAAAAAGCUCUAUUUCGCAAUCUAAUCAGAUUUAAUUGAAAUUCCAGUAAAAUCGUAUUAGAUUACAAUAUAUUUUUCCUGAAUUGCAAUCUAAUAAGAAAAAUUGGAAUCUAAUUAGAAAACAUUGAAAACUAAUUAGAAAAAUUGCAGUGAUUGCAAUCUAAUUAGAAGAUUUUGCAAUCUAAUUGAAGCAAAUUCUAUUUCAAACGAGUUCGUAUUAGAUUGCAAAGUUUUCUAAUUAGAUUGCGAUCGAAUUCCCAGAGGGCCCGUGAAUUUGUACAGUGUUAAAAAAGUUUUUGACAAAUCUUUACACCUAGGCCUUCAUUUUACUAGUUGGCAACUUUUUCUGUACUGUAGCCACGGUGAUUUUUUCUGGGGGCGCAGUGGAGAGAGGAAGAAAGUUCGGCCCUCGUCCCUUGAACUGUCGGCUGCUUAUUUCGCCGGUCGCUUCCCCGCGCGCGCCAAAACUUUUGAUGCGUGCUGUUCGAAGAAUACUGAUUCAUUUUUCCCAAUUUUUUUGGAAAUGAGUUCAUUAUAAUUGAAACUCGCAGAAACGUCUAGGGGUGACUGCCAAAACAGCUUUUUUUCAAAAUAACACUGCUCAUGCGUGCUUUUUGUGUAUCUUUGUUAGUUUUUUUACAUCAUAAUGAACUCAUUUCCAAAAAAUCAAGUAAAAUGAAUCAGUAUUCAUCCGACGGCACGCAUCUUCGGCCAUGUUGUACAAAAAGUUGUCAAAAAGGAAAAUAAAGUUCUAGGUAUGAAGCGUUGCUUGAAACUAUACGAUCACUCUAAAUUUGUUUACGCUCACGCAAAGCUUUCACCCCAAACUUUUGCAGAUCGACAUAACCGCCGGCUUCUCAACAGAUCUGCUUUUCCAUCAGAAACGGCCGAUUCUGAUUCUGAUCGGACCGGAGCCAUCGGAUUCGUUCGUGAAGUUGUCCGCCCGUCAGGACGCCCGAAAGUCGUACAUUUUCACGAGAAUUUCAACGGAUUCGCAGAACGGAAACGUCAAAAAAUGUCUGGAAGCACUCGGAGUCGAGGAGAACGAAUCGACCGUUCUGAUUUUGAAUAAGGUAAUCAGUAACGCACUUUUGUAUAAUAAUAAUAAUAGAAUUUUAAGUUAUAAUUUAUAACGUUUAGGAUCGCAUCCAUAAAAUCCCAACAUCAAAAGCGAAAUGCCCGGAUCACCUCCACAAAUUGAUUCGAAGCAUUUCAACCGGAGAAGCCGACAGUAAGCUAAAUUAGAGACCUAGAAAUUAAAAACCAACCAUUAUUGCAGAAGUGCUCUCCACAAAAUCGGCUCAUCCGUUGCGGUACCUGCAAGUGGGACACGUGAAUAAAUUGUUCGGGUUCGAGGAGACGGUGGUCCUGCCCGAUCACACCCUGUUUUUGGAUUCCGAUGUAAAAAAGAAUUGCGCUCUCAAAACUUCAAAUAAUUUUGCUUUUCAGCCCUUCGCCCGUCAUCCGCCGAUCGCUGCUGGUGCCGGAACCGGCGGAUGUCCGUUCAUGCAGGGAGGCGGGGCGACGGAAAACGGCGCCGGCGCUCACACCGAGCUUUGA
Messenger RNA from Caenorhabditis sp. 36 PRJEB53466, 2384 nucleotides. The record is from the annotation of a GenBank genome assembly. NCBI's taxonomy places the organism in Eukaryota, Metazoa, Nematoda, Chromadorea, Rhabditida, Rhabditidae.